Molecule: messenger RNA, 306 nt
Organism: Heterobilharzia americana
Lineage: Eukaryota; Metazoa; Platyhelminthes; Trematoda; Strigeidida; Schistosomatidae
Source: the annotation of a GenBank genome assembly
AUGGAUCAUGUUAUAAAAGCUUUGAGAACUUUUGUGUGGCAUCACUAUCAGAAGAUAAGUGAACACAAACCUUCAGGAAUAAUAUUUUUCUCGGUAAAAAUUAAGAACUGCUAUAAUUUCAUCCACAGACACCUUUUACCCGUGGCAGAUUAUAACUCAGUGAGAAACUUCACACUAUUUUUACAGUAUAAAGUUGUAAGUUUAAAAGGCUUUGUUCAAUUUUCUUUGUUUUAUCAAGGCAAAUACAAAUACCAUAGCUAUAACUUCGUUAGAUUGUCCAAUCACAAUCAAAACCGAUACAGCUGA